Molecule: messenger RNA, 858 nt
Organism: Arachis duranensis
Lineage: Eukaryota; Viridiplantae; Streptophyta; Magnoliopsida; Fabales; Fabaceae
Product: pterocarpan synthase 1-like
Exons: 1
Coding region: 23-679 (218 amino acids)
Source: RefSeq, a predicted model, not a curated record
GAAAGUCUCAUUGCCAUACACCAUGCCCAUAUCCAAAACCGUCUUCAUUUCUGCCACCCUCUUCUCCUCCCUCGUUGCCGCCGCCGCCUACUACCAAAAUAUCUCCCCCACGUCCCUAGGUUUCGUGGAGGAGAAACUAACUCACAUCCGAUUCUACUUCCAUGAUGUUGUUACGGGCCCAAAUGCUACCAUAAUCAUUUCCAUAAGUCCACUUAUGGGAAAAUCUAAGGCCCCACUUCCAUUCGGGUCCUUGGUAAUGCUGGAAGACCCGUUAACUGUGGGGCCCGAACCCGAUUCCAAACUCAUUGGAAAGGCGCAAGGAUUCUACACAAUGGUGACACAACGCGAGGACAUUGAUUUAGAGCUUGUGAUGGGUAUGACCAUAACAUUCACCGAAGGGAAGUUCAACGGCAGCACCCUCAGCCUCUUUGGCCGGAAUUACAUCUUUGACCCCGUUAGAGAGAUGCCGAUCGUUGGUGGAACCGGCGCGUUCCGAUUCGCGCGUGGGUUUGUUCGUGCUAAGACUUACUCAGUGGAUUAUUACAAAGGUGAUGCUGUUGUGGAAUACAACGUGUACGUCUUCCACUAUUCAAACCAAGGCUUUGAUGCUUCUACUCCUCAAGAGCGUUUUAGCAAUGGCUUUGAGUUCAUGACUGACCCUAUUCUUGGCAAAAUAUAAAAGUAAAAAUUUUCGGGAAAACGAUUAAAGUUUUAUUACUACUUAAUCAUCACUUAAGAGUUAUGCUAUAAAAAUAAAAGAAAAAUUAUAUUUAUACUAUAUUUUUUAUGCUGAUGAAAGUGUAUUUGUAUUCAUAUAAAGUUAAUACAACUGCAUUUGACUAUUUAGCAUUUUUUAUA